ACGGGAGGAGCUGACAGCCGAAGUAGCGACAGGUGAAUGAUUUACAACCUCCACUUUUCACCUGUACACACUAAAUUAAUUAAUGAAACUGAAAGCGAACCUGUUGAGCUGUUUCUGACAGCGAAAACAAACACUUUGGCACUGAAAGCUUGGCCAAAAGGACGGAGACCGUUUCGGAAGAGAUUUGAUUAGCAGGUCCAUCGCAGGUACAGCAGCAACAGAAAAACACAGAAAUCAUGCUGUCAGCAGAGGACAUCCUUAGCAGCACCCAGCAGGUGAUAGCAGGACUGGAAGCUCUGAGAGGAGAGAACCGCAGCCUGCUGGAGAACCUGCAGGGUGCGAUGGAGAGCAAGCUGGAGUCUGAGAGCGGCUGCGUUGAGCUGGAGAAGACUAGCAUCAUCCGAAAGUCGCUGGAGAGGAUUGAGUUGGGUCUGAGCGAGGCGCAAGUGAUGAUGGCGCUGUCGGCUCAUCUCGGUUCGCUGGAGGCAGAGAAGCAAAAGCUACGAGCUCAAGUACGUCGUCUUGUUCAGGAGAACCAGUGGCUGAGGGACGAGCUGGCCAGCGCUCAGCAGCGGCUUCAGGACAAGGAGCAGGAGGUGGUGACCCUGGAGGAGCAGAACAAACACCUGCAGUUCAUGUCCUCCAUACGCAGAUACGACCAGGACGAGCCUCCUCUGGAUGAAAAAGAAACUUCCUCCAACAAGGAGUCUCUGGAUGAUUUAUUUCCUGCAGAGGAUGAGGAACAGUCCCAGAUCUCGCAGCCUCACCACAGCAGCGCGGCGGCUGCAGCACAGCAGGGUGGCUACGAGAUCCCCGCCCGCCUUCGGACGCUCCACAACCUGGUCAUCCAGUACGCAUCUCAGGGUCGGUAUGAGGUCGCCGUGCCGCUCUGCAAACAGGCUUUGGAAGACCUGGAGAAGUCCUCAGGCCACACCCACCCAGACGUAGCAACUAUGCUCAACAUACUGGCUCUGGUGUAUAGAGAUCAGAACAAGUACAAGGAGGCGGCUAACCUGUUGAACGAUGCGUUGGCGAUCAGGGAGAAAACACUCGGGAUGGACCAUCCGGCUGUGGCAGCGACACUUAACAACCUGGCUGUGCUUUAUGGUAAAAGAGGAAAAUACAAAGAGGCUGAGCCACUUUGUAAAAGAGCUCUGGAGAUCAGAGAGAAGGUUCUGGGUACAGACCACCCCGACGUGGCCAAGCAGCUGAACAACUUGGCCCUGCUGUGUCAGAAUCAGGGGAAGUACCAGGAAGUGGAGCAGUACUACGAACGCGCUCUGCACAUCUAUCAGAGCAAACUGGGACCAGACGACGCCAACGUGGCAAAGACCAAGAACAACCUGGCCUCAUGUUAUCUGAAGCAGGGAAAAUACAGACAAGCUGAAGCUCUCUACAAAGAAAUUCUGACCAGAGCUCAUGAAAAAGAGUUUGGAUCUGUGGAAGGUGACAGUCGUCCUCGCUGGUCCAGUGUGGAGGAAAGUGGCUCCACAUCAGAAGGACUGAAGCGCAGCAGCUCCUUCACCAAACUCAGGGAGUCGAUACGUCGGAGUAGCGAGAAACUGGUGCGCAAACUUAAAGGAGUCGGAGUUGAGGAGAUGACCCCGAGGAAUGCUGGGAUGAAGAGAGCGAACUCCCUAAACGUGUUGAAUGUUGGAACCAGAGAAAAUCUGGAUGGAACCCAGUCAACUCAGCUGACCGACAGUCGAGGCUUGAGCUGCAGCACGCAGAGUCUGACCAGAAGAGGCUCACUGGGUGGGACCAGCUAACACAAAAAUGACGCACAAUUCAUUUAUAUUCAAGAAAAACUGAAGGGAUCUUUUUAAAACUUGAAAGAGGUAAAAAAACGCUCUUCUGAUUUAUCAUCGAGAGGAAUCCCCACGACGAGUCUACAAAAGAAGAACUGAGAAGGUUGUUCUAAAACAGCCGAUAAAGAAGCACAUUUGCCGGUUUAGCUUUGACUCAUUUAACAGAUAUUUGUAGUGGGUUUGAUGAUGAAAACAUGAAAAUAGAUUUUAUAGCCACACUUUAGGGUGCUGCAACACUGGACUAAGGCUGAACCAGAACCGGACUGGCCUGCAGGCUCAUGGUGUGAUGUGGAGCAUAGGAGCUACCGAUAGAUUUUAAAACUUUCCUUUUAAAGACUUAGACUUAGAUUUAUUUUGUCAUUUUGCAUACACAAGUGUAUACAAAAAGAAAUAGUUUAAAACAGCUCUAGAAUUUCAUUUUUUUGAGGUGCAGCCUAGAAAAAAGAACAAAGGUGCGACAUUCAACAAGUUUAAUGGCUGAAACAAAGCAACACAAACCCAACUGUGAGGAUCAUCAACCAGCUUUAAGACACUGGAUGCAGCAGACUGCAAUUUAAACCAUUUAUUUAAACCUACCUUAUGCUGAUUGCAUUACUUACUCUAAACAACAGGUGUCUGAUAAUACGUUCACACCGGAUGCACUUUUGGUAGCAAAAAAAAAGCAUCUGCUUCUUCAUUUUUGAUGCUUGUACACAUUAAGGUCAGACGCACCUCCAGAGCAUCCAUGAUGCUCCUUAAGUGCGUCCAGUAAAGUCUGCCAGGUGCAUCUGCUGCUUCUGUGUUCAAUGGCAGAGAGCAGCUUUGCUAUAUUUGCUGUUAUAAGUAGGUAAAAAGUAGUUUUAAUAUGUUUUUAGGCGAGAAAGUUCACCUCAAAACACCGUCUGUGCAGUCAGUUCAUCAAGAUGACGAUCCUGCCUUGAAUUAUUAUUUUGCUGACGCUCAGAUCCCCACAUACCGGCGGUGCGCCAUCACUGGGAAUUCCCAGCAGCAGCUGGGAGGUUUCCUCUACUGUUAGUGUGGUCUGGAAGCAGAUGUCACAUCCUUCGCUCCGCCCUGCUGCGCUCCAGGUCUCCUGUUCAAAGCAAAGCCUACAGGCUCCGCUGUUAUUCCCGUCUUGCUCUGCUCCGACUUCCUCUCAUCUCGAGGAGAGCAUGUGCUAUAAUAUUAUUAAAUUCAUAGGAGCAAAACGUGGAAAUGAACGAUGAAUUUAAUAUGACUUAUUUAAAAAAUCCACAUCAGCAUCCAUAUGUGUGCAGUUUCUGCCCAAAUUAUUUCUUUUUGUUGUGGAUUUUUGUAACAGGGAUAACAAGGAUUAUACAGAAUAGUUUUUUAUGGCCUAUGUCUGUUAUCAUCUAAAUCAAAAUAAAUAUUUUGAUUUAGAUGAGAAAUCUGCUUCCUUGUAUGUUGAGGUAACAGCAGUUUAUAUCCAUUAAUGUAAUUAAACUUAACUUUUUGGAAAUUUAUAAGAAUUAUGCUCUAAUUUGUAGUUACCAAUCCAUUGUUACUAUAUUUUAUUUUGAUAAAUCAAAUCUUCUCGCCGUUCUUUUUCCUGUUUGGUGUGAUUAUAAUUCCGGAUCUUGACCUAGCCGGACUAGAGCAGUUAAAUAUAUCUCUGCUCUGUAUUUUGAUGUGCGGAAGAGUAGCGGAGGAUGUGGAACUGUUCUCAUUGAUUAACCUGACAGACAAGUAUUACAGAGUAUGUGGAAUCUGGGGGGUAGUGUUUCUAAGGUAUGUGGUACAAACUGCAGGCACCAGAAUAAUAAAACAGAUUUUGCCGGCAGGUUUAGACUUUUAUAAGUUAAUUUAGACGUUAUUAAACUGUUUCAGAGUCAUGGUAAUAGCGAUCUGCAGGAGCAGCGCUGUCUGUUUCCCUUCCAGCUCCCAGAUCAGCUUCCCUGAUUGGUUCUUAUCGUGCGUCGAGCAGCAAAAGUAAAAUUUUUCCAGCAGCUGCUGCUGGUGAAGCGCAUCACAUGCCUCAGCUGCUCAGAUGAAUCAAGACUCGCUGCUCCUGCUGCUCAAAACGCGCUGCAUUACCUUUUCAUGCGCCUUGAUGUGCGUCAACCAUUGCCUUUGCAUGUAAACCUGCUCCAUCUGCUGCUUCAGUCGCGUGCGGUGUGAACGUAGCAUACGAAUUUACAGACUUUUAAUAUUGCAAACUUUUAUAUUCUUAAAGAAUCUUUCCACAACAAAAUCUUUAAAACGAGUUGAAGUAUGUCUUCAUUUCUUUUUGUAGUUUUUAUUCUGAUCUGUAAAAGUCAGUUUUAACAGAAAUUACUUAAGAUUUUAAACACUACUUAACUUUUAAAAAAGGAUCUGAUGUCUGAUGACUUUUCAUUCUUUACACAAACCAGAAAAAUCCUAAUUAUGGAAUACGUUUUGUCUAAGGAUGUAUAUAUUAAAAAAAAACUAUUUAUGAAGUAGAUUUUUAUCAACUUUAAAGCAAACUCUCAGUUAUAUUUGAAGAAACUUUGAUUUUGGGCUUUAUACAUAAAAAAGUUUCUAAGAAUGAAGUUAAAGGAGUGAACUAUUGCAGUGAUUUCCAUAUGAUGAAAGGUGUUGCUUUUAAAACAUGGAGGUUUUUUAAAUCGGAAAAUCUUUUUUUGUUUCUUUUCUUUAUUACAGCUGACAUAUCAUCAGAAUAUGGAUCAAUACGCACAUCUAGCACAUCUAUGAUGCUAGGCUCACCGUAGAGGUGUUUACAAACUCUACAUGUAAAAACAUUCCAGAAGAAAUCUCAGGAUAUCGUAAGUUGAAAAACUGAUGAGAAAUACCGGUAGUUUUUAUGUCAUGCAAACCUCAGGCUUCACAGAGAGGCUGAGGGUAGAACAACUCUAGACAUAAAUUAAUUUGUUUGGGGCGUAAAUCAUGAAAACCACUACUUAUUAUUAGUAAACAGGGAGACUCACUGAGUCUUUGGACAAUUUGUAGCUGAUGAAGGUGGAAUUUCCUCUGGACCUGAUAGGAACAUUCCUCUAAGAUCACUGGAUUUUAUUUUACCACUAAUGUCUUUGGCAGAAUUUGUUGUUUUUUUGUUGUUGAAGAAACACUACAGCAUUUUAAUUAAUGUAGCUCUGCAGUUCUCCAUAGAGGUGAAGAGGUAGAGCAGAGGUUUGAUAUAUGCAGAGGUUACUAGUCUUACAUGCAUUUAUCUGUGAUUAAAUUCCCAACCUUUGGGUUCAUCUCUGCUUCGUCUCUUUCUGGAUAAUGCAGAAAAAAUUAUAAAAAUUGCCUCCUCAGUUGAGUUAUUUCUAGCAGUCACAGUCUCACAUUCUUAUUAUGCAAACUGAAGUGUUUACAUUUAAAAACUUAGAUUGAAAACUCCAAAGAAAAGCCAGAUGUUCAUCCUGAUGAACGGUUCCAAUCAGAGAAGCCGACAGAUACCGGGGUCGUAGGUCGAUUCUCAGUUUUAGCUUUGUGAAGGUUACUUGAAGUUUAUAGGUCAAACCAGCACUGAAAAGUUUCUGCAGCCUGGAUAGAAUCACACACUACUCAUUCUCCCCUGGUCAGAUCUUUCCUAUCGGUACGUUUGCUGUGUAUUUAGGGGAGUUGAAGUCAUACUGUUAGGAACAAUUAAUAAACACACAUGUAGGAUUAAAACUGAAGAUGUUUAUUACGGUAAAGAAGAAUGUUUGUUUUAUAUCUGUUUUUUGUUGUCAUGGGUUAUCAGUGGAUUAAAUAUAAUUUAACUGACAGAUGUGUUUUGAAUUUAUUUAAAAGCAUUUGUAUCAUGUAAAGUAGAAUCCUGAUGUUUUAUAAUGAGUGAUCUACAGUCAUCAGAUUUGAUCAGAAGCACAGGAUUACACUAGAGU
Cyprinodon variegatus (sheepshead minnow) is the source of this 5617-nucleotide messenger RNA. RefSeq names its product kinesin light chain 3 (gene klc3). The transcript is spliced from 14 exons. The coding region runs from base 237 to 1769 and encodes 510 amino acids. Gene Ontology annotation, cellular component: cytoplasm; membrane-bounded organelle; kinesin complex. Gene Ontology annotation, molecular function: kinesin binding. The record is from RefSeq and is a predicted model, not a curated record. Gene Ontology annotation, biological process: axo-dendritic transport. NCBI's taxonomy places the organism in Eukaryota, Metazoa, Chordata, Actinopteri, Cyprinodontiformes, Cyprinodontidae.